Messenger RNA from Acanthamoeba castellanii str. Neff, 3405 nucleotides. Its product is annotated as RhoGEF domain containing protein. The coding region runs from base 1 to 3405 and encodes 1134 amino acids. The transcript has 10 exons. Lineage: Eukaryota; Discosea; Longamoebia; Acanthamoebidae. The record is from RefSeq and is a predicted model, not a curated record. Gene Ontology annotation, molecular function: guanyl-nucleotide exchange factor activity.
AUGUCGGCCACCACGAAAGACGUGGCGCAGGUCAAGCGGGGCACGUCCUUCCUGCGCCUCAAGCGCGACCACGUCAAAAAGGACCGGCCUUCCAAAGACGCUCCCGGCGACGCCUCCACCACGUCGCCAACCUCUCCAUCUUCUUCUUCUCCGUCGUCGUCGUCAUCAUCGUCUCUGCCCGCCGUCCCCGAAGACCCAGCGCCCGAUGGAGAGAUCAUCGGGCCGGCCAGCGGCGGCGGCGGCGAUGGGUCGGUGGGCCGAGCGGGCGGGGUGGGCCUGGUCGAGCAGCUGCUGGCCGAGGCCGACCGGAAACGGUUCAAGCUGCGCGAGGUCGAGGACAAGCGCGCCUCCAUGAUGGGCUCCAUGGCGCCCAUCUCCCUCCGCGACCCACCGCCCACCCGCUUCGCCUCCUCCGAUGCCCUCCCGCCGCCAUCUGCCACCACCUCACCAUCACCUUCUUCUUCUUCGUCAUCAUCAUCAUUAGCACCAUCGUCUUCUCCGCGAUCCACGUCCGUGUCGAAUCUGAGCGGCGCGGCCGGCGAUCGCCACACAUUCGUGCGAAGCCCCUUUGCGGAUGCGGGCCGGCACGUGGCGCCCGGGCCCGGCGCCGGCGCGCCCGCGUUGCCGCCCAAGCGGGUGGGCGGAGGGGUGGCCCACUCCCUGCCCGCCAUGACCUCCGUGGCCGCCCUCAAGCAGCAGCCCUCCCCGCGCAGCAACAACGGACUCCACCACGAGAUCGACUCGGCCACCACCACCACCUCCACCACCAGAUCGUCAUCUCCGGGAUCGUCGCCCCGCGUUUCGCCUCCUCCGUCGUCGUUGUCGUCGGAGGCGGCGGUGUCGAGUCUGGCCUCGUCGCAAUCGCUGCUGGUGAGCUCGCCACGCAGCGGGGAGGCGGUGGAUCCGGUGCUGCAGCAGCAGCGCCUGCGUCAGCAGGUGGUCGAAGAGCUCGUCAACACCGAGACCGACUACGUCCGCGAUCUCAAACUCAUCCUCUCCGUGUUCUACAUGCCCCUCAAGUCCCGCGGUAUACUCGGGAAUGCGGAGCUGCAGAGCAUCUUCUCCAACCUCUCUGUGUUGCUCAACGUCAACGAGCAGCUGGAGCGCGCCCUCGCCGACAUGCGCGCCAAGAAGGACGACAAGGUGGGACACAUCUUCCUCGAAACGGCGGACUACUUCAAGAUGUACACGCAGUACUGUGCCAAUCAGGAGAACUGCAUCAGGACCAUGGACCUCCUCGAGAAGAAGAACAAGCCCUUCGCCAAAUUCCUCGACGAAUGUGCGGAGAAUCCGGCUACGCGCAGUCUCUCCUUCAACGCAUUCCUCAUCAAGCCCAUCCAACGCAUCUGCAAAUACCCCCUCCUCCUCCGGGAGCUGCUCAAGUACACGCCGGAGGAGCACCCCGACCACGCCCAGGCCAAGGCCGCCCUGGAGAAGGUGCAGGGCGUCGUCGAGGAGGUCAACAAAAAGAAGCGCGACUCCGAGAACCUCCAGAAGAUCCUCGAGAUCCAGGGCCAGAUCUCCAACAUCUCCGAGCUGGGCCAGUCGCUGGUGAAGCCCGGCCGCCAGUUCCUGCGGGAGAUGACGUGCAGCAAGAUCUCGUCGCAGGGCAAGACGCAGGAGCGGCACCUGUUCCUCUUCAGCGACCUCCUCGUCUUCGCCAGCUCCACCCUCUUCCAGCAGAAGAUCUCCGAAUUCAAGUCCACCAUCAAGGGCAAGGCGAGCGUGUCGAAUUCGCGUAAGAUCUACCUCUACAAGAGCGCCAUCCCGCUCAAGCGGUGCUCCGCCUGGUCCAUCCCCGACACCGACACGGCGCAGCACGGGUUCGAGAUCCUGCUGAUGGACGGGGACAAGAAAAUCGUCACCCUCUACUGCAAGACGGCCGACGAGAAGGACGAGUGGCUCGCCCACAUGACCGAGCGGGUCAAGUUCUACCAGGACAAGGCCAACAACAAGAAGCAGGACGGAGCAGCAGGAACGGUGAAGCUCGCCGCCCCUUCGGCUCUGUCCCAGUCCCACAUUCCGGUCAUGUUCGAGGGGGCGGACCUGGUGCUCACCGGCGAUGACCAGCAGCCGGCCUCCCCGCGCAGCGGCUCCUCCUCGCCCUCCUCCGCGUCCGCAUCGCCCGCCGGAUCCCUCAUCGGAGGCAUGGUCGGCCACGACGACGCCCCCGCCACGACCAUGGUCGGCCCGUUCGUCGUCGCCUCGUCGUCGUCGCAGUCUGUGGCGGUGCGGCCGCUUCUGUCGUCGGGCUCUCUGAUCGUGAGCGGGUCGCACGCGGUGCUGCCCAACACCGUCGCCUCGCGCGACACGACCGAGGCCGACGCGGUGCUCUGCGAUCUGCAGUCGUCGUCGUCCACGUCGCGGUCGCGCAAAGACCGGCGCGCGCCGGUGCUGCUCGAGAAGCGCUCGCUCGACGUCGAGAUGGAGCGCAUCGAGGCCUCGUCGUCGCACGACCACCUCGAACCCGUACCGGACCACGCCGCCGCGUCGGCCGAGCCCCGGCAGCCCCUCUCGCGCGCCGGGAGCGGCAUCGUCCCGGUGGCCGACGGCCACAACCGCCUCCGCGGCAACACUCUCGAACCCGGCGCCGGUGCCGCCGCCCUUCCGUCGCCGUCAUCGGCCGACGGGGCGUCGCCGCGGGGCACGACGGCGUCCGCGGCGUCGGACCUGGUGAGUCCGCGGAGGGCCACCCUCUCCACCGCCACCGCCGUCCCGCCGCUUCGCGCGUCGUCCGGCACUUCAUCCGCCGCCGCCGACAACGGUCCGACGCCUUCGCCCGGCUCGGGAGGCAGCAGCAGCAGCGCCGCCCGCUCGCCGAGGCGCACCUUCUCGUGCCACCCCUCCCCGGCGCCCUCCGAUCCCGCCGCUGCCGCUGCGGCCUCCACGCCGUCGACGGCGGCAGCCGCCGGCCCUCCCCCUUCGCCCGCGGCAACGCCCUCGCCAGGAUCGGGCGGCCCCUCCUCCGCGGCCGCCGCUGGGCGUGGGCGAGCGCCGCCGCCACCGUCGACUGCGUCCAAGCCGCGCUUCACGAUGACCAGCGGCGGCGGUGGUGGGAAGCCUCCGGUGGUGGGCACCACCAACCCGCUGCCCCUGGCGGCCUUCGGGCAGAUGGCCGAACCGGCGCCGUUCCCCUCUUCCCCCUCCUCCAGCUCCCUCCCCGAAUCUCCCUCUCCCCCUCCGUCCGGCGGCUCGUCUUCCACGUCAGCGCCGUCGUCGCCGUCGCCGUCAUCGACGCUGUCACCACCGGCGGGCCAGCAGUCGGCGGCCGCGGGUUCGGGCGACGCGGGCUUCCGCAGCCGCGUGUCCUACUACACGCCCAACCCGAUCACCGACGACGCCUCCACCACCACCUCCCGAGCCACGCGCCCGCGCGGCGGACCCCGCGGACGAGGCAGGGGCUGA